GUACAAACGUAGACGCUACGACCUCUGAGUAGGGGAAACGUUAGCCACCGUACGGGAGUUCUUCGGUACAUUGAACUCUCCUGACACCUGCCAUCGACCAAUCAGAGAGCUUGUUACAACGAACAGUACUACCCAUCUGUUACUCGGCUUUAAUACGUUGUAUUCGCGUAUACAUAGCAUUUGACAGCUACACGUUGUGCUGAGCAGACGUAUCUUACCAUUCAAAGGACUUACCCUGCAUUGUGCCUAACUAGAUCAUUAUUUACGGACUGAAUUUCAUUUUGGAUUUAUUUAAUUGGAAAUAUGACUUUCCCCGAGGAUAUAGAAUCUACCAUGCCAACAUCUGACAGAACCCCACUGAAAGUUGGCGAUGCCAUGCAGAAAGUGUUAGCGAGUGCUAUGCUGGAGGGCCGUGUUACCUGCGGCGCAUUCGAAUGCGCACAGCAGCUACAAAAUGACCCGGACAAUGUGGUGAUGUGUGUGUUACCCGUACACCCGAUACAGGAGGACGUUACCAUACAGAUUCAGCACACCCUCAUACAGGCUUUCUGCUGGGAAAAUGACAUAAAAGUUAUCAAGGUCGACACCAUGAAAAAAUUGUCAAAGAUUUUGACCACACAGUUUCCUGAGGAUAACAACAAUGUGGCCAACACAUGCUCCACGGCUACAGACUUCAGCUGCGUCCUCAUCCGAGCACUUAGCCCAAUCACGGAUCCAGCACUGCUGCAGCUGCUGGAGCCAACUGACCAUCCAAUUAUAGAACUACCCGAAUGAGAAUUGACCUUUGACCCAACUUGGAUCAAAUUCUCUUUCCAGGAAUCCGAUUUCCCGGUCGAUCCUGAAUGCCGUACCCCAGAGGGUCCAACAGUACCCCAGACGGUCCAACAGUCGGUACAGAUAUCGGGUAGCAUCCUAAACAGAGGAUGCAAACUCGUCAGCCGGAGACUCCGUCGACGCCCGACAACCCAACUCGUCAGCCGGAGACUCCGUCGACGCCCGACAACCUCACGAGGGGGUGCAGCAUUUCAUCACGACUAUUCCUGGACGGGCGAGGCUACGCCUCACCGCUCACGUGGAUACGAGAACCGUUACCGUGCCGGUUCAGCCUGGUGUCAUUACCAUAACAACUAGGUGUUAACUACACUUUCACGACGUGGCUGAUGUCACCGAGACAUCAGUCAACAGCAGAGACUGCUUCAAGACAGAUUUUGACAUGCCGUGUCAAUUUGGGAGAAGAUAUUGUAUACCGACAGCUUCCUGUUAUGUGGAUUACUACAGCUCAUCCACCUGUGUCCGUAGGACUGUUCAAGGCAAGACCAUGUAUCACGUCUGUUAUUAUCGGCCGUAGAUAUAUUGUGUUGGACUUAUCAUCAGAGAUGUAACAUUGUAGGCUUGUAACAUUGUAGGCCUACAUCAUCAGAGAUGUAAUCAUCGGAGAUGUAACAUUGUAGGCCUACAUCAUCAGAGAUGUAACAUUGUAGGCCUACACCAUCAGAGAUGUAACAUUGUAGGCCUACAUCAUCAGAGAUGUAACAUUGUAGGUCUGUAACAUUGUAGGCCUACAUCAUCAGAGGCAGUGUCACCUAUGUAGAAUACUGACGAAACUCUUCAUAAUAACAUCAUCAGAGACAGUUCACAGAGGAUAUUAAUGUUCAUCACCAUUGGAAAAGACUCACAAUACGAGACAAUUGUCAUGUAAGACAAUAAUGAUUAACCGUGUGCUUGUUUGUUGGAUUACAUAAUGUCUCAUUAAAGAUUUCGGUUAAAACA
This is a messenger RNA of Pecten maximus, 1770 nucleotides long. RefSeq names its product growth arrest and DNA damage-inducible protein GADD45 alpha-like. Lineage: Eukaryota; Metazoa; Mollusca; Bivalvia; Pectinida; Pectinidae. The transcript is spliced from 5 exons. The record is from RefSeq and is a predicted model, not a curated record. The coding region runs from base 304 to 774 and encodes 156 amino acids. Gene Ontology annotation, cellular component: nucleus; cytoplasm. Gene Ontology annotation, biological process: regulation of cell cycle.